CAAUGGCCGCUGGAAGGAGGCUAAAGCAAACAAUUUUUAGGCCCGCGGUGAAACAAAAAUAUGAGAAAAAAAUUUUUAAAAAUUCGAAUAAUUGUUUAAAGCCGGAAAAAAAUGCGGAAAAGUGAUGUUGAAUGUUCCAUGAGUCUGAGAGAAACGGAGAGAAACGGUAGCAGAAAAAAGAGGAAACAACUUCUUCAAAACCGAUCCCAACUCAUCGUCAAGAUCAUCAAAAAUGGCAUAUUUUUGGUUGCCAGCUGGAGAAAUUAGCAGAACUGGUUGAGACUAUUGCACAUGAUUUGCAACAGGACAGUGGAGUACAGAAAAGGUUCUAUUUUCAUGAUUUGCAGAAACCUGGGGCAAAGAGCGACUGCACAAAACUAAGUGAGCCUGAAACUGACUUCCACAAUGGAAAGUGGCAUUUUCAUCAUGUAGAACUAGGAAGAAAAUCAUUUGAACAGGUUCUAAGUGCCAAAGGUGUUGAAUACAUGAAACAUCAGAAAGAAGAAACAGAAGUCAAUUUACAUCAGCACAACUGGGCCAAACUGAAUUGUUCAGAAAUCAGGCAUUCUGUGGACUGCGAUGGCCACUGUCAUCCCUGGUGAUCUUUUAGAAAUAAAGGAUACUCAGAAGGUUCUAGUGGGGAAGCGUAAACAAAGUGACACCAAAGCAAGAAAAUCCUUUCCUUGUCAGUUGUGCGGAAAGAUCUUCACUAGUGUUGAGAAACUGAAAGUACAUUCGUAUUCACACACCGGUGAAAGACCCUACAAGUGUUCACACGAAGCCUGUACCAAGGCAUUUGUGUCUAAGUAUAAGCUACUGAGGCAUAUGGCCACCCAUUCACCUCAGAAGACCCACAAGUGUACUUAUUGUGAGAAAAUGUUCCAUCGUAAAGAUCACCUAAAAAACCACCUACAGACUCAUGAUCCAAACAAGGAAGCCUUCAAGUGUGAGGAAUGUGGGAAAAACUACAAUACAAAGCUUGGUUAUAAACGUCAUCUGGCUCUACAUGCUGCAACUAGUGGUGACCUUACCUGUAAAGUUUGCUUACAAACAUUUGAAAGCACAGGAGUGUUACUGGAGCACCUAAGGACACAUGCUGGCAAGUCAAGUGGCACGAAGGAAAAAAAACACCAGUGUGACCACUGUGACCGUUGUUUCUAUACACGGAAAGAUGUUCGGAGACACAUGGUAGUACACACUGGAAGGAAAGACUUCCUUUGUCAGUACUGUGCCCAGAGAUUUGGUCGGAAGGACCACUUGACACGCCACAUGAAAAAAAGUCAUUCUCAAGAGCUGCUGAAGGUGAAAACUGAACCACCAGAUUUUGUGGAUCUAUUUAGCUCUAAUCCAUCAUUGUCCUUAAAAGAUGAGCUCACACCAGUGAUGUCUGUGGUUUCCAGUGAACUGACAACUAGGCCAUUUACAAAUGCUUUACAAAUGAAUAUUUACAGUGCCCAUAUUCAGACAAUGCAAACGCUAGGGUCAACAAACCAAAUGGUCUCCACACCAUUACCUUUAGGAGUGAGUUGCCCACUAGAAAUUGAAUCUUCAAUUCGGCCUCCUCAAGAACUCUCCUCAAAAUAUUUCCUUGGCUCUACCUCAUAUGCCAUUGCAAUGCCUGAAAAAGGACAACCAUUAAAGAAUGAAAUAGAUAGUUACUUAAUGGAUAUACAAAGUGAUUUGCUUUCCUCCUCCCAUGACACUCAAUCAUCCUCAUCAAAACUGGGCUUGGAAUUGCAGGCAGGGUCUCUUGGUGAUGGAUAUGGGGAUAUUUUACUUUCAAAAAGUCCAACGCUCCUCUCUGAACCUCUGAAUACAUCAUCUUUAGACUUUUCUCAGUUGUUAAGUUUCUUGCCACUUAAUAGUCCUGCAUACAAUCAGUCAGUUUCUUUUGGCAAUCCUGGAGUGUGUUAUACACAGGAUGAACCUCACACAUCCCUCCUUCCUCUUGUAUCACAGAGCCAGGAUUCACAUGAAACUGGAAACAGUAUUGGUCUCCAUGCUCUACAUCCUUUAUCUACAGUCUUCACGACUAGCUUAAGCACAACAACGCUACCACGUUUUCACCAGGCUUUCCAAUAGACAAUGCAACUUUCUUAUCCACUUCCUUUUACAUAGAUUCUUCUCUGUGGUGUCAGUUUCCAAAUGGAAUAUUAAGGAAUUGGACUGUAGACUCUUACUGGCUUCUAAUAUCUUGCUACUUUGUAAAUUGUCACAGGAGACGAGCAAAAAUGGGUAGCACAAAACUCUGUACUUUUAUUGAUGAUGGGAACAUCCUGUAUAGCAGCUGAUGUAUAAUAAAUAUGCAUUGCAGGUUAGUAAGGAGAUUUGAAUCUAAUCUACCUUUAAUAGAGUCAAAUUGACUAGUCUAGAGUUUUAUGGAAAGAAUACACGCUCCAUAGCACCUCAUCCGACACUAAGUGAUGGUUCUUAUAGGUGUAACUUUGAGGCAUUAAAAAAUAAUCUUUCAGGUUUAGUUAGAGUGACUGCAACAUUCACAGUGCAUUUUCCUUUGUUUAAAAAAAACACAAACUAUUCAAAUUUAAAACUAAUGUCCAUGUUACUAUGCGAAAUGAUUUUACGAAGUUGUUUUUUAGAUCCUUUGGUGGUUCUUAAUUGUGAUUUUAAGCUUCAACAUCAAGUACCUUUUAAACUGGGGGCAUAUCUGUCCACCUAGAACCUAGCAAUUUUUUUUUAAAUUCAAAAUGCUCCAAAGAAGUUAUGGGGAAUAGAUUAAUUUAAAUUAUAUGCAAACUGAAACACUUUGAAAAUCUGUAAAGCAUAUAAGUGCCAUCAAAUUCAAUACAGUGCAUUUUAAAAACUCUG
Molecule: messenger RNA, 2826 nt
Organism: Hemiscyllium ocellatum (epaulette shark)
Lineage: Eukaryota; Metazoa; Chordata; Chondrichthyes; Orectolobiformes; Hemiscylliidae
Gene: plag1
Product: pleiomorphic adenoma gene 1
Exons: 6
Coding region: 580-2082 (500 amino acids)
Molecular function (GO): DNA-binding transcription activator activity, RNA polymerase II-specific
Source: RefSeq, a predicted model, not a curated record